Messenger RNA from Oldenlandia corymbosa var. corymbosa, 2633 nucleotides. The record is from the annotation of a GenBank genome assembly. Lineage: Eukaryota; Viridiplantae; Streptophyta; Magnoliopsida; Gentianales; Rubiaceae.
GCCUUCAGCAGUCAGCUCUCCCUUUCAAGUUUCAUUAACAUUGAUGUCGUUGUCAAAGCAAUCAAAAACGGUGUUUCAAAUCAAUUUUUAGUACAUGAACUUCCCUCCCUCUCCCCUCUUCCACCUUUGUUUCCCCCACCAUUUUCGGCCACCCUGUUUUCCUCCUCAUUCUGAAACAAAUCACUAUUCUUGAUUGAUUACUUCCACCCCAAAACCACACUAUUUUUGAAGUAGUAAAAGAUUCUCUCAAGCUUCCUCCUCUUCUGUCUGAGUCUGAACCAAAACUCAUUAUUUUGUUUUUUUCCCUUUUUGUUUUACGAGGAAUGGCAGUAAGUGCUCGAUAACUGUGUCUUCAGUUAUAAAACCCCAAUUUGAAAACUUGCUAGAUACCCACUUUUAAUAAACAUUUUUUCUUUUUUUUUGGGGGUUUUUUUUUUUAUGAUAAGUGUAUAUCUUGACUGUGUGUGUUAGGAUGAAAAGAAGGGGGAAAAAAGCGGCCUAAUACGUGACAGAUUCUGGGAUUAAGUCAAUUUUCUUAACCAGAUCCAAUCAUUAAGCAAAAGGGUGGGAAAAAAGUCUUGUUGUUUGAAAAAUGAGUCUUUGCUGGCAAAUUAAACGUUUGAAUGUGAUGGGUUUAUUUGUUUUUUGGAUUGUUUUUGGAGUGUGUGAGUGUGUUUUUUUGAAAUUUUUAGGAAGAUUUGUUUUUUGGUUCUGCUUUCAUUACUUGGCUGGAUUUGUUGAACUUCCAGAUUUUGGUUUCAUUUUGUAACGAGGAAGGUGCUUCUUUUUGAACUGUGAUUUGUUUGCAAAUGCAGGCGUCCGUUCAGAGUAGGCAUCAAGAUAGAAGUCGUGGAAUGGUGAUGAAUAGUGAGGUAGAUGGAGAUCUUCCAAUGUUUCUUGAGAUCAGGAAACGUGGAAAGGAGAGCAGCAACGGGUUUGUUCAUCUUCACAAAAUGCCCGAUGGAUUUGAUGAUUCGCCAGCACCAAAUCCUGAUUGCCUUGAGAUUUCGGAUCUGACUCAGCUCAUUAUGAAUCCAGCUGAUAAUUUUUUGGAUGCAGAGAGCCAAAAAAGCGAUCAUGACUGGCUUCUUACACCACCUCGCACCCCUUCAAUGCCUUUGAUGGAAAUAUCAGAUCCGAAUGGUGGUAAUCAGAUAACAAAUUCAAGCGCUGUGCCUACUGCUCAAAUAUCAAAGCUGGAAAAUCCACUUGAUGUACCCUCCUCGGUGAACGAUACAUCUGCCGUUCAGCCUAUCAAUUCGAUUACUGAUGGCUCUUCUGUUUCGACAAAUAGAAAACCUUCAUCAGCCAGGCAAAAAUCAACUGCCUCUAGAUCUGCAACUCCAACUGCCCGGUCAACAGUACCCACAGCAUCACGGCCCUCCCGAUCAUCUACUCCUACUUCAAGAGGUACUGCUGCUUCCAGUAAGCCGGCGGCAUCUUCAGCAAGAUCCUCAACUCCCACAAGAAUUAAUGCCCGCUCAGCUACGCCACCAGCCAGGCCCUUGCUACCAUCUACCUCCUCUAAUAAAUCAGCAUCAAGGUCUUCAACACCCACACUUAGAUCUUCAAAUUCAUCUAGUGGAACUACUACUUCAUCUGCGCCUUCUGCUCGGUCUUCAUCGCUGAUAAAGACAGUACCUGCAAUGUCAAGAAACACGGGAGGACCACGCAUCGGUAUUGUUCCCAUUGUGAAGUCUAGGCCUAAAGCAUCAUCAGAAGCUGCACCAGUUACUUCAUCUGAUGCCCCUUCUAAUUUGAAGGCAAUGCCUAAAAGGGCUACUUCAGCAUCCAGAGGAAGAUCUACCGCAUAUAAUUCGCUGUUUUCUUCUAGUAACACGACUACUGCAAAACAACGGCAAAAAUCUUGCUCUCCUGCAAGAGGACGGAUUAAAGAUGGUGCUUUGGAUGCUGGGAAAACUGUACUUUCCAGGAGUCGAGGAUACUCUAAUGGCAGCGAUGAUGUGAACCCUGUUCUGAUGGGCACACAAAUGGUUGAAAGGGUGGUGAACAUGCGGAAGUUAGCUCCACCUAAAUACGACAAUGACUAUUCCCAUGAUAACUCAUCAGGGAAGUCUUCAUCUCAAGAUAAUUCUGGCUUUGGAAGGUCUCUAUCCAAAAAGUCUUUAGAAAUGGCUAUACGACAUAUGGACAUUAGAAGAAGCAUAUCUGGUAACUUGAAGACAAUAGUAACAAGUGGUUCAGCUUCUUCUUCUUCAUCAAGUCGUCGAGCUGGCUCCUCAAAGACCUCUACGACCACCAGUGCUUCGGACUCUCCACUCGCUACGUGUAGCAACACCAGUUCUGAACCUAGUGUCCAUAACAUCUCCCAUGUCUUGGACAUGAAUGAUAUGGACAUAUAUGACCUUCCAAAUUAGACUUCUGAAAUGUUCAGUGUGGAAUGUGUGGAGUUCAUCCUUGUUGACUCCGAAUGUUGCAUUUGGAUAAUGUUUUUUUUGGAAAUCCUUUGCAAUAUCAGUUGAACUUGGACAUUAUACCAUCAGUAAUAGUCUUGUGUAAUACAAAGGAAUGCAUGAUAUCUUGUUCUUCGUGCUGAUUUAGUUUGAAUUUGAUACUCUUCUUCCCAAAAUGAGUAUUAUGUUUGUUUUACUCACUGUGUCCUAUUUUACUCC